CAACAUUCUUGUCACUAGAUAUCCAGUAUAGUAAUGACUGUGUUCUCCUCUACAGAGUGUGUUGAGGGAGCUGUCUAGCCAGAUGUGGUCGGCUACAGAGGGUCGGGCGUCACUACGAGAGGUGACAGUGGCACUACCUCGCGCCUGGCGAACCGACGCUCUUUCCUGCUCCCUCCUCACGCCCCUCAUGGACUCCUCAUCACCUACAGAGGGACAUGUCCGCAUCACGGCACCCCACCCGGUGUUCGGGGCACGACCCUGGACGCAGCAGAGCCAAGGAUGUGGCCGUCAGGGGGACUUUAUCCAGAUGGGCGGGGACCUCCUGCGAGCAGCUAGUAAUGACUCCCACGCCCACGUCGCCCGCCUGUUACUGACAGAGUGGGCAAAGUUCCGAUGGGGGGUGUUCGACGAGAGAGGCCACACCAACGACCCCCUCUACCCGCCCACCUUCCGUGACCCGAACACUCAUCAGUGGGCGGCGACGGGAUGUGCUGACGGGGCCGUCAAGGGCAAUACUUGUGACCCGUCCCAGCCAGGCUGCUCCUUCACACCUGAGCCUUACAACAACAACCACCUCAGCACCUCCCUUCUCGCCUUCCCAGAGCUGCCAACCGUUCGACUGUUCUGUAACGGGACGAACCACAACCGUGUCGCUCCUACAAAGCACAACUCCCUGUGUGGUGGUCGCUCAGCCUGGGAGAUUAUACAACAGACGCCUGACUUUGUUGGUGGACGGAAUUCAGCCAGCAACGGGAGUCGAGGUCUUGAUCCCAUCUUGAGGUUCGUGCAGCAGGCCAGUCCUCGCUACGUGAUCGUCAUCGAGGACACCGCCACCAUGAACCUUCAGCGUCGCUGGGAGUUCCUGCGUAAGGCGAUGCGUCGUGUGGUAGUCUACGACGUACCUGACGGUGCUCACGUUGGUGUGGUCACAUUCCACUCAGUAGCAAGGACUGUUGCGCCUCUCACCUAUAUCGAGAGUGAAGAUUCCGACAUGAGGCAGCGUGUAGGUUCUUCCUUACCUCGUAACCCGUCACCUGUCCCCGAGAGCCACAAGUGUCUGAUCUGCGGUAUGCAGGAGGCCCUCAGGGUUCUGGACGCUGAUGGCAAGAAUGGUGAUGGUUCUAUCUUGAUCCUUAUCACCACUGGGUCAGGUCCGACGCCACAAAGGGAAGUAGAUGAGAUGACUUACCUGGCAAAACAACGGCACUUGAAGGUCGAAGCAGUAUUGUAUCCCUUGACUGAGCGCCGAGGAGCUGCUGCUGCCACACACGGCCUUGAGUCCCUGAUGGCGGCCACACAGGGCUCCAUCCAUACCGUCAUGGACGAAGGUGUUGGCAACGACUCUAAGGUGAAGAUGAUGGUAGCGCUAAUGGACGCCCUCCUGGCAGCUGUACAGAAGAACGCGCCGCCCUCAGCACCAGGAGCCCCCGUGUUAGUCCACAGUGCUGCUUACCCUGGCGGCAUAGCUUCUAUGUCUGCUGGGUCUUUCGCCCUGGACGACUCACUGGGUCCUAACGCUCGUUUCUCAGUCUACUACUACGACCUGAACCACGUGGGUAAUGCUAUCGAGCUCACAGCUCCCUCUGGACAAAAGAUCGCCUCAGUUAAUGUCCAAGAAGAAGACGGUGAUGUAAACAUGAUCUUCAUCAGUCUCGAGAAGGCUGAGCGCGGCUUGUGGACGUACAGCGUGGAGAACCGCGCCGACUCCCACCAGGGCCUGUAUGUGCAGGUGACAUCUAAGCGCAACUCGUCGCUGGGGCUACAGGUGCGCCUCUGGACCAGCUCUGGCUCCCGACCUGUCAACUCCUCUGACCCUUCGACACCGGUGGUGAUCUACGCCGAGGUGAAGGCUAGUGUGGCACCCAUCAUGGACGCCCGAGUGGUGGCCAAAAUCCAGAGGCUCGGCACCAACGCCACAGGCAGCAACUAUCAGCCCAUCUUCUUAGAUCUGUGGGACAACGGCAUUGGCGAUCCAGACGUUACUAAGGGCGACGGUGUGUACUCCCGGUACCUGCCGCCGCUGCCUGGGAACCCCGGCCGCUACCUGCUGAGUGCCGACAUUGACUACAACAGUGGACUGGCUGUGAUAGCUAAGGGGCCUCCGACCCGCCACCACAAGACCAGUUCGUCACACCUACCUCACUACUACCAGCACGGAUACGACAACUGGAAUAGUGCAGAGACGUGUUGUGGCAACGGUCUGCCUCACGUGCACACCCGUCGCGCCGCUCCCUUCCUGCGACACGUCACGUGGGGGGUCCUGGAGGUGGUGUCCCCCCCGUCCGUGAGAGAUAAUGUCCCGCCUUCCCGCAUCCUGGAUCUCCGCGUAGAGGUGAACGACACAGUACACGAGAUAAGUCUCCGCUGGACGGCUCCAGGAGACGACUGGGAUGUUGACAGAGCCCAUCAUUACGAGGCCGUGGUGGCGCCCUUCUGGAGGGAGGCCAGAGCCUUCCAGGGAGAUCGGCUGACAGGUCUGCCACAGCCACUGCCUGCCGGAACUCUCCACACCACCAGCCUCCACUUCACCAGAUACGAGGAGCUGUGGUACGUGACAGUGCGGGCGGUGGACGAGGCUGGCAACAUCGGAGGGAUGGGUAACAUCGCUGCCCUCUGGGUGCCUCGCCCACCCACCACCUACGAGAUCACCACCAGGACACAGCCAGCACUCACUACUUCAGGAAACUACACGAUGCCAUCAGAACUGGGAUCUGGACGACCUGUGGGCAUAACAGAGCUACAGCUGGAGGAUGUGGCGGUGAUCCUGGGCAGCAUCGGCGGCUUCCUGUUGGUGGUGGCGGCUCUUGUGUCCUAUUGUUACUGUCACACUACCAAAAGACGCAAGCAGAAGCACGAAAAGGACGUCGAGAAGGUGCAGGGCAGCGGCAGUGUUAUGGUCAAGUCAAGGUCACUGGGCAUUGAGGAGGGCGGAGGGAGCCACGAGUCGCUGGAUAGUGUGGUGAAGGACGCACCUGAGCCUACAAGAGACGGCAGGCCUCUCUCUCCCGUCCAGUCAUGGGGUGCCACCACUCUGUUGCAGGAACACGAAAGGCGACUGUCAGUACACAGCGGGGCUACCGAGGAUGGUGUAGUGGCCUACCAGGUGGACGGCGCUCCUCUUCACGCCCGUUUCCCGGAUGUGACCGUGACGGACUACCGGCCAGUGCCCAACGGAGGCGGCGGUGAGCCCCCUGUAUACGUGCCCUGCCCGCACGAGGAGGCCCCCUGCCAGUGCGCCGUCCCGGGACCCGACUACACCAGCUACGCCGCCACCUGGGACGAGCCUCUAACAGGCCAUCUCCUGUCCCGCGCCCGCACCGCUGCCCCAACCCCUGCACCCCACCAGCCCCACCUCCCACAGGCUGACCGCAAGCGUCGCAACGUCACCCAGGUGUAAGAAAAUAAUAUAACCGCGGGUAUGUGGUACUACAGGUAUCGUAAAGGUGCCAAGAGGCUCAGGUGUGAGGUGCUCCCUGCUCAAUUUAGCCCAUACAUAUAAAACAAUAUUCUUCGUAUUCUGAUGACACCACAAGUUAUCGCAGUGUUCAAAAGAUAAUCGUCGAAUUCUUCCAUAAUAUGGAACCAGGUCGAUGGGUGACGUGAACCUCAGUGCGGGAACAGUUGUGCUCAGAUUGUUUACAGGUGUGUGGUGAACACUGCUAACUAACAACACUUUGUACUGAUUCUUGGUGACUGAAGGAUGUUGUUUGGCCAGGAAUAUGCCGCUUUAACAAUAUGUAACUUUCCUCAAGUGUUUAAGUGUUUCAAAUAUAGACAUGACGAUUUUAAGCACUUUAUACAUUAGAAGGACGAAAAUCAAUGAUUUUAAGAUUAUAACAUGAUGGACAAAAAGACAUAAAUAUGAUGAAUACGAAGUAGAGAAAAUCUGCUUCAAUUGCUCUUGCUAUUAAGAGAACUUUGUCGAGUGUUUAAGUUGAUAUAAAUGAUCUCAAUUGCAUUAACAUAUACUCGUAAUUUCGGCUUUUGUUUGAAUGUCGGACGCCUGAAUUGCUUCAGUUCUGGAUGAAUCGUGUCAAGAACGAAUGCGAGGGACCAAUAUAUUAUGUAUUCUGCAGUGUUUUGAGACGAACUUUAUAUAUCCAAUUUUUAUGAUCAUCUUCAUUUAAAAAGCGCAUAUCAUUACUCAUGUAAUAUACUGGACAAACUCUCAAAAUAUGUGUAGGUUUAACGAUUAAUGUGAUACAUGUGUACAUAAGUCAAUGUGAUUAGCUUUCUUAAGUGUGUCUUUCUAUGGCCAAAAUUUUUUUUUCUAAAACUAUAUUUCUUUAUC
Molecule: messenger RNA, 4291 nt
Organism: Homarus americanus (American lobster)
Lineage: Eukaryota; Metazoa; Arthropoda; Malacostraca; Decapoda; Nephropidae
Product: calcium-activated chloride channel regulator 4A-like
Exons: 8
Coding region: 83-3397 (1104 amino acids)
Source: RefSeq, a predicted model, not a curated record